UCCAAGAAAAGCACGAAUGAUUGAGAGUUGCUUAAGAUUCACGGGACGGAACGGUUGUUGCUUGUGGAGUGCGCAAAACCAUUGUGCAUGAAAAAGAAUACAUAAAUUGAAAUACAACUAAUAGAAAUGAAUUUUUAAUAAAUUAUUUUAAACAGUCUGUUGUGAUUGAACAGAAGUGCUACAAUUGUUAGUAAAUUGACGUAAAGUCUAGUGAUAUUUCAGUUACAUAAAAAAAUAAAAGCAAAACUGUAACUUCACAUUUACAAAUUUUGGGACGUGCUCCUGUUUGGAGAGAGACGCACAACCAUGGGCCAAAUUGUUGGAUCCAUGCAAAACAAUGUGGCGGAGGUGUUCGGCGGCCGACGGAAGCGUAGACGUAGCACAGACACGACUGCGUCCCAGGAGGAGCGCGAGCGGGCGCAACUGGACGCAAAAUCGCCGAAAAAAAAGAAGCUGCUGACGACCACACAGUAUAUAUACAAUGCUCUGUUCAAGGAGCAAAAGAACUCGGAUGUGGCUGUGAUGGCAUUAGACAAGGUGUGGCAUCUGCACAAGGUCUAUCUUAGCCAGAGUCCCUACUUUUACAGCAUGUUCAAUGGUUCGUGGAAGGAGGCACAACAAAAUUUUGUGCACAUUAAAAUACUCGACGAUCGGAUCAAUACGGAUAGCCUGGACGCAGUGUUUGGCUCCAUGUACUCGGAUGAAAUAGAGAUUGAAGUCAAAGAUGUGAUACCCGUUCUGGCUACAGCCACACUCUUCCAUCUGGAUGGCAUCAUCGACAAGUGCGCCGAAGUGAUGGUGGACAGCAUCAAUGCAGAAACUGCCAUUCAGUACUAUGAGGCUGCCUGCCAGUACGGUGUGUUGAGCGUCAAGAAGUCCACCUUUCAGUGGUUCCAGAUCAAUCUACUUAGCAUUUACAAUAAGAAUCCCAAUCUGCUGCGGCACAUAUCCAUUGAUCUAAUGACUUUGCUAACUGCCAGCCACGAUCUGUACGUGAUGCAAACAGAGUUCUCGCUUUACACACUCCUGCGCACCUGGAUGUUUCUACAGCUGCAUCCUCAGUACGAUCCAGAGGAUCCUGUGCAACGCGCUGAGGCACAAAAGACACAGGAACGACUGGUCAAUGCCGGCGUGGAGACGCACACGCCCAGCGUGGAUGUUGUUCAAUGGACGUACUUUGCUAGCCGCAUGGAGGAGCGUUCCUUUCUGGCCACGCCUGAGGGUCAGGCAUAUGUGCCCGUAUUCCAGAAACUGCGCACUCAGUACCUGACCAAUCACUAUAUGGAUCUGAAGAUUAUAUUCAACGACAACAUCAUUCCUAAGGAGUGGCUCUACAGGCACAUACACAGCCACUGGGAUGCCCUGCUGCGCAUCGAUCACGGCCAGGAGGAUGGGAGUCCGCAGCAGCUGGACAAGGAGCAGUUCUUCGAGAACUGCAUGCGCUGCGGUCGUUUGCUGCUCGAGCCUGGAUAUCAGAAGUGGCGCUGGACGGGCUUCAAUUAUGGAAUGGAUCUCAUACUCAUUAUGGACUCGCGGCGACUGAACAUACGACGCCACCAUCGGCACGAGCACGAGCGGGUGCUCAGUUUGCAGACGAAACGAAAGUUUAUGAUACGCACCACGGUCACAUCGAUUAAUGCGCAGCGCCAGCCGGUGUUUACCCAGACGUCGGAGAUCACAACGCUCAGCCUGGAGAAGAACGAGGAGGUGUCGCUGAUGGUGCUUGACCCAAAGCUGGUGCAUCCGCUGCUCAUAUCCAUUAACAUGCUGGUCGUGAUGCCGCCCAACCAGAGCUUCAAGGAGAUUGUGCCGCAGAGCGAGGAUUCGUCGCUGUCGGCAACCGCCAUACCUAUCUCAGAGAUUGGGGCCAGCUGCGAGCGCUCCUUGACGCCAGCCAGCGCCGAUGAUUCAGCUGUUUGUGUUAGUGGCGAUUCGGAGGCAUCGACACCAUCCUCGCCGUCCAUGGGACUUCGACCAGCUGGACGCUUCAGUUGGCCGCGCGGUAAUGCGGCCAGGACUAGCGACGGCGAGUCCUUAUGUCGUGACGUGGCGUGUUGAGCGCGUUGCACACCGUCCCCUUCCAAGUCCUCCCCACAUUAGGCACAACCACCUCGUUCUGUUCAAGGACUCGCCACACGAGCCUCGUUUUAUAUAGUUGUACAUUCGUUUCUACGACUAGCUACGACUAGCGUGCUAUACAUACACAUAUAUAUGUAUAUGUAUAUAUAUAUAUUAUACUAUAUAUACAUAUAGUUAAACAGUCUACUAACGGUACGCCAUAUAAUUGUAUAUUAUCCUUUAGUGUGCUUUAUGCGCCCUUCUAUAUUUUUGUAUAAUCGUUUACAUUAUCCUAGAAACUAUUGUAAAAUUAUUUUCUAACAGA
Messenger RNA from Drosophila virilis, 2383 nucleotides. It is a transcript of the gene gcl, whose product is annotated as germ cell-less. Gene Ontology annotation, biological process: germ cell development. NCBI's taxonomy places the organism in Eukaryota, Metazoa, Arthropoda, Insecta, Diptera, Drosophilidae. Gene Ontology annotation, molecular function: protein binding. The record is from RefSeq and is a predicted model, not a curated record.